This is a messenger RNA of Eleginops maclovinus (Patagonian blennie), 2404 nucleotides long. RefSeq names its product dynein axonemal assembly factor 2 (gene dnaaf2). The record is from RefSeq and is a predicted model, not a curated record. Lineage: Eukaryota; Metazoa; Chordata; Actinopteri; Perciformes; Eleginopidae. The transcript is spliced from 2 exons. Gene Ontology annotation, biological process: axonemal dynein complex assembly; cilium-dependent cell motility; epithelial cilium movement involved in extracellular fluid movement. Bases 184 to 2319 code for a protein of 711 amino acids. Gene Ontology annotation, cellular component: cytoplasm.
ACAGGAGAUUGAAUACAUGGAAAUUGACCUAAAGCAACAACAACCUUCGGAUAUUGGCGAGAAUAGUUUGUAAAACUAUUUAAAUUUAGCUACCGAUUUGUUUUUUUAGAAGUUUAGUUUGAGAAAGCUGUGUUGUCGGUGACUUUUUCACCUACGUCAACAUCUCUCCUCGUAACCGUCAGCAUGGCGGCUGGAGAUAAGCUGAAAGAACUGAAAAUGACUGUGGAUGAAAUCGACAGACUGUCAAAAGCUUUCAAAGACGAGAAAUUCAAGGAGAUGCUCCUCGAUUACGCCCAUGAGUUAUCAGACCCUGAAAAUAAGAAAAGGUAUGAAGAAGAGAUCAAACUUCUGGAACAGGAGAGAGGAAACACGAUUGAAUUCAUCCAUCCGAAACCAUCCAGGGCUCUCAAGACGAGUGUGAACGGCAAGCAAAAGUGUUUUAUCAACAUCUGCAGCAAUGACAAAGUUGGGAAACCUGAUCAUAAAUGGGGGGUGUCUGAGGAGGGGCGCAGGGGACAGCACUGGACCCUGCCUCACAGUCUACACCCAGGGAGAGAGGACACAGAUCCAAAGGGGAACAAGAUCGUGAUCUUUGAUGUCAUUUUCCAUCCUGACACUCUCCACAUUGCCAGCAGAGACAGAGGAUUUACAAAUAUGGUUGACAGCACAGCCAUCCAGGGAAUUCAGGAUCAUUUUAAAGUGACUCUGGAUAAAAACAACGUGAGGGAGAUAAAAUCUAAAUACAAAGGCACCAUGCAGCCCUGUGUCAUCCGAAAACCCAUACCUGGAUAUAAAAUGAGCAAGCCCUCAGAGGAGCCUGACCCUCUUGCAUUCCCAUACCCAGAUAACAAGAGACCUUUCCUGCAAACCAAGCCCACAAAAUCACCUCCUUCAAAAAACAUAAUUGAGGAUACACCGAAAAGCAUCCCGCCUCAGAAAGCCAAAGAGCCAACCAAGCCGAACUACACAGUUAAAUAUCGAUCGUUUACGGAUAUACAGGACUUCAGAUAUUCUCGAGACUCUGCCCAAAGCCCCAGGCCCAAAGAGAUAGUGGUUACGAUCAACAUGCCCCUUCUGAAAGCGGCCACAGAGGCCAGCCUUGAGGUGAAAGAGUGUCGGCUGCUGCUGCUGGAGUCCAAGAAACCAUCCUAUAGGCUGGAGCUGCCCUUAGCUUAUGCUGUGGAUGAAGAUAAAGGAGAAGCUAAGUUCAACAAACAGAAAGGACAGCUCACAGUUACACUGCCUGUCCUUCCUUCUAAUGAAGCUUUUGAUUUUGCUCUAGGGCAUGCUCAGACUAGUGUUAGUGAUGAUGAGAGGCAGGAGAAGAAAAAUGAGUUGGAAGAGGAAGGGGAUGAUCAAAAAUGCAUUGAGGAGGAUUUGAGAAAGCAUAUAAGGGAGGAGACAGUUGAAGAAGAGAGGGGUCAAGGUCAGGACAUAGGAAAGGAGCAGAUGAACAAAGGCCAGGAAUCUGAAGGAGAGAAGGAAACAUGGAGAAAGCAGAAGAGGGGAGGAGAAAAUACUAAAGAGGAAAUCAGUGUGGAGGAGGCAAAAUGCAAGGAAUCGGAAGAAAAAGGCCAAAAAGGUGUGGCUGAGGAGAAAUUCAAAGAGCAAAAGCAAAAAAGUCUAAUCGAAGUUGGAGAGUUUAACCUAGAGAAAAAGGAGCCACAUGGAGAUAAAAAGGAUCCUGGUUUUACAAGUUUUCAGGGCGACAGUGUUGAUGUUUCUGCUGAAGGAGGAAACGCAUUGCCUGUGGAGGAGACGCUUGUGGCCUCACCUGAAACAGAAAACCACAUUGUUUUAAUCCCUGCUGAACAUUCAAGUUCCAUAGGAAUACAGGGAGAAGUAAAUCCGGAAUCUUGUUUGGAGUCACCAACUAAACUGAAGACUUCAGACAUCAACGAGGAGACUGAAAAUAAAAAUGAGAAUGAACAUGGAAAUGAGGUGGAAGAUUCUUCAUUCCUACUUCAGAGAUCCAGUGAGGAAUCCCAAAUCUUCUUAGACGCUAAAGCUCAAAACAAAAUAAAGGGCUGCAACAUUUCCCAGGAGUCCAGUGAGAUGCCUGCAGCAGAGGAAGCAAACAAUUCAAGCAGAGGAGGUUCAGACAACGGUGUGUCCGCCUUCCCUGAGGAAUCGAGGAAGAGCAUGGAUGAAGACGACCUGCCGAUGGAACAAAUCUUCCGGACACUAGGGCCAGCAAGAAAGACACCAACUGCGAUAUUGAGGGAGAUUGAUGAAGAUGGGAAUGAAAAGGUCAUCAGUGAUCACUCCACAUCUGCUGGGUUCAUCUUCCAAAACUCCCUGAUGUUUGAGCUGGACUAAGGAGUGUGUGCAAAGCUUCAUAGGAGUUUGUAAUGCCAGUAUUUUUUCUGCAGUGUCGAAAAAUAAAAUGUUUUCAUAUUUUCAA